CAUAUGCCACUGCCCAUACUCUUCUAAGUUGGAAAAUAUUAGACUUCAUAGAAUUUGGUGUGGGAUCACUAAUGGACCGAUAUCGUGGUCUUUGCAUUAUGCUCCUAACCAUCUUUGGUGUCUCAUCAGGAUCGCGACAAAAGUCGUAUCAGGAUUUUGUGGAUACGCACAACUCCAUCCGGGCCGAGGUCGGGGUCGGGCCGCUCACAUGGAAUGACACUGUGGCGGCUUACGCCCAGGAGUACGCGAACGAGCGGAUCCACGAUUGCAAUCUAGACCACUCGAGGGGGCCCUACGGAGAGAACCUGGCUGAGGGAUACGGCGAGAUGAGUGGAGAGGAUGCGGUGAAGUUCUGGGCAACCGAGAAGCCGAACUAUGACUACCAUUCGAACUCAUGCGUAGGGGGUGAGUGCCUGCAUUACACACAGAUUGUGUGGAGUAAGUCGGUCCAUUUAGGCUGUGCGAGGGUGAAGUGCACCAAUGGCUGGAUGUUCGUGAUCUGCAACUACAGCCCUCCGGGGAAUUACGUAGGCGAGCGCCCGUACUAAUAGUUUCUAUGCAAGGCACUCAUAGCAAGACUUUAAAUUUGGUCCGGAUGGCACAACUAUAUAUUGAAAUCGUCAAAUUAAUUGUGAAUGCCUGAAAGUACUCUUCUAUAAGUAAUACUGAUUGGUAUUUGGCUAAUCUACAGAAAUGUUCGAGGGCAUUCAUAAUGUAUCCCAUCUACAUCAUAUAUAUAUAUAUAUAUUGAAUAUUUUAUUGA
Molecule: messenger RNA, 763 nt
Organism: Punica granatum (pomegranate)
Lineage: Eukaryota; Viridiplantae; Streptophyta; Magnoliopsida; Myrtales; Lythraceae
Source: RefSeq, a predicted model, not a curated record